AAUCCAAUAGAUAAUUGUGAACUGGGAUGCUCUUCUAUUUUCCCAAAUACAGAGCAACCAAUAAUUAGAAAUGGAUAGAGCCACAAAAUCUCUUCCCAAAAGGGUAUGUGUGGCUACAAAUUUUCUAAGCAAACAAACCAAACUCAACCAACCAUAUGCCUUUUCAGCCUUUCUGGGAAAAACCUUUGCUUUUCUUUCUUUUUUUUGGACGUGAUGCUUUUCUUUCUGGAUCACCCAGAAAUUAUACUCAAGUUACAUGAGGUAAAUAGUAUGAACAAAACCUACUCCUACUAAGCUCUGUCUCAUGCACUUUGUGCUAUUGCAUUGAUAUCUCUGAGGUGUUCAUAUAGUCCCAUUUCUUUUCUUUGCACCACAAUUGCAUUGACUUCAUGGUGGUUUUAAGCCUUCAACCUGUCCAAUUUACUACCCCUAAACAACUCUCAUAUUGUAAAACCAGCACCACUGGUUAUAGUACUAGUGUUCGAUGUGGGAUUGCAGAGCCAUCAGGAGUUCCGGCUCCUAUGGGGCAAAAGACCAAAUACAAUGAUGGAUUUUUUGAGAAAGCAUUCAUGACACUCUUCGCUCGCAAAAUGAAGAGGUUUGCAGCUCCAGUGAAAUCCAAGACUGAGAUUGAGGAAAAGAAAUGGUCGGAAUAUGACUAUGAGAGUUUUGUGGACGUUUCCAAGAGAGUUAUGCAGGGAAGGUCUCGCAUUCAGCAGCAACAAGUGGUUAGGGAGGUCUUGUUAUCUAUGCUACCUCCAGGUGCGCCUGCUCAGUUUAGGAAAUUAUUUCCACCAACAAAGUGGGCUGCAGAGUUCAAUGCUGCAUUAACAGUGCCUUUCUUCCACUGGUUAGUUGGGCCUUCUGAGGUUAUAGAAGUUGAGGUAGAAGGAGUGAAGCAAAGAAGUGGAGUUCGAAUAAAGAAAUGCAGGUACCUGGAGAACAGCGGCUGUGUUGGAAUGUGUGUGAAUAUGUGCAAGUUUCCUACUCAAGAUUUCUUCACCAAUGAAUUUGGGCUUCCAUUAACCAUGAUUCCAAAUUUUGAAGAUAUGAGUUGUGAUAUGGUGUACGGCCAAGUUCCACCACCGUUUGAAGAGGAUCCAGUGUCCAAACAACCCUGUUUUACUGAUAUAUGCUCCAUUGCGAAUCCCAGUGCCACUGUCUGUCCAAAGUUACAAGCUUGAAAGAUACUCAUCCUUAAUUCAAUUAGAACAAACAAAGUAGUUCAAGUACAUUGCAAGUCAAAGUGGCGAGGCACUGUGCUGCAAUGCACAGUUGGAGCAUUUCACAUGCGCCGAAGGGGUUUAUCUUGGGCCUAGGAAGCCUUUGGGUUCCCCUUGACAAAGUCAAAAAAAAAAAAAGAAGUACAUUGCAAGUCCAGUAUCCAAAUGUGACAGCCAUCUUACAGUUCAACUUCAGUACAUAUAUUUUGCACAUGUUGAACACGGCAAUGUGUGGAGUUACAUUAUGCUUAUUAGGCUCAAACUAUAUGUCUGAACUCAAGACAGAAGAGAAUUUGUUUGUAAAAUACAGGAUGAUAUAUUACUGUUUAUAUGCCCUCAUCGUUCAUAUAUACUUUGAUUUAUAGUUCA
Molecule: messenger RNA, 1592 nt
Organism: Rosa rugosa (rugosa rose)
Lineage: Eukaryota; Viridiplantae; Streptophyta; Magnoliopsida; Rosales; Rosaceae
Product: beta-carotene isomerase D27, chloroplastic
Exons: 6
Coding region: 390-1184 (264 amino acids)
Molecular function (GO): iron ion binding
Source: RefSeq, a predicted model, not a curated record